UUUGACAUGCUCCUGUUUGAUUAUUUUUUUUGUACAAAUUCCUCUAAAUCCCUGUGACCAUGACACCCUGUGACAAUGGUGCCCUUGUCAGAUAUGCAGAUGAAACAAAUAAACCAUCCGUUAUUAAAGACAAUGAUAGACUAGGAAGUUUUCAGAGAACCCCAUGUGCACCCCCACAGAAAGGUGAUACCUUCGUUGAAAAAUGCCUGGUGCUCUUUUCAAUUCUAAUGGUUAUCAUAACUUUUCCGAUAUCAAUGCUUUGUGUAUUCGUGGUUGUCCGUCACUUCGAAAGAAUAAUAAUAUUACGGAAUGGAAAAAUAUACAAGAAUCGUGCCUUUGGACCCGGCCUCGUGUACUUCUUGCCUUGUGUUGACACAGUGAAAUAUAUUGACCUGCGAAUUGCUUGUUACGUUGUGCCUCCUCAAGAAGCUCUGACGAAGGAUUCCUUGACAGUUUCUGUUGAUGCUGUAGUCUAUUAUAAAGUUAUCGACCCAAUACCAGCUGUGAUUAAUGUUGCUGAUUAUAGUGUAUCAACACAGUUACUUGGAGCUACAGCGCUUAGGAACGCGCUGGGAUCUGUGAAAUUAACUGACCUACUAAUAGACAGACCGGCAAUAAGCAAUCAGGUGCUAGAGCAAAUGAAGAAGCUGACCAGUCAAUGGGGAAUCAAGGUCCUUCGAGUUGACAUCAAAGAUAUAAGGCUGCCUCUCCAGCUGCAAAAAGCGAUGGCAGCUGAAGCAGAGUCAACUCGUUUGGCUAACGCAAAAAUAAUUGUUGCAAAGGCUGAAAUAGAAGCCACUAAAAACCUUCAGAAAGCCUCUGUGAUUCUCUCAGAUAACCCUUUGUCCAUGCAGCUGAGAUAUUUACAAUCAUUGCACUUGAUUGCGGGGGAGAACGCCCACACCAUCGUGUUUCCAUUUUCAACUGAAACUCUGCGAAAAAUAUUCAAAUGAAGUUUUAUGUAAUUCCAGUGUUUUGUGAGUCGA
This is a messenger RNA of Ostrinia furnacalis (Asian corn borer), 986 nucleotides long. Its product is annotated as stomatin-4-like. The record is from RefSeq and is a predicted model, not a curated record. The transcript is spliced from 6 exons. Bases 60 to 953 code for a protein of 297 amino acids. Lineage: Eukaryota; Metazoa; Arthropoda; Insecta; Lepidoptera; Crambidae. Gene Ontology annotation, cellular component: plasma membrane.